AUGUCGGGGAGUCUCUCGCUGUGCAAGAAAUGCCACGGCACGCUAAGUUUACUGAAAUUGUCUGCAGUGACCACUCCUCAUCAUGCUUCGGCUGGUGAUCUGUUGGCCGCAGCGGAUCGCGGGUGCCCAGUAUGCAAGACAGUGGUGCAGCGACUUCUUGAUCUGUUCGGUAGCAAAGACCUUCCUACCGAGAUCCCCACGAAAGAUGCGGAUAAUCAACCGACUCGGGGCUACACCUAUUCGAUCCUGAGUGCAAGCUACGUUGACGAUGGCGGAGAAUAUUUCAAUGGACGUCAAUGGCUCUAUGAGUUCGAAAUACGCUCUCCCGCCGUUCUUUUGGUGCGACCUGACGACCGACGAUGUGUGGUGUUGGAACUUAGCUUUGGGAGAGUGAAUGCCUUCUCUUCGUUGCCCCCCUCCAUUCGCCACCAUAACACGGGGUCAGAAGCAUGUGUGGCUCGCAUGGUACAAUGGCUCCAGGACUGUCUGCAACACCACCCGAAGUGCCAGGCGCGCGAAUCGGCCGCCCCCUGGUACCCUACACGGCUCGUUGACGUGGGUCGCGAGAAUGACCGUGUGGUCAAGCUCGUCAUAAGUAAAUCUGCGCAACUGAAAGGCCCAUACGUCACCCUUAGCCACAAAUGGGGUCAUGGGCCCCGAUUUGCACUGACAGCGUCUCUUCUUCAAGACUUUCAGACUGGGAUUGCACUUGAUCGACUCCCCAAGACGUUUAGGGAGGCUGUGGUGCUCACUCGGUGCCUCGGCAUGAGGUACUUGUGGAUUGACUCCCUUUGCAUCAUUCAGGCUUCGGAAGACGAUUGGAACUUCGAGUCGUUGCAAAUGGAGAAGGUUUACAGCAAUUGUCGCCUGAAUAUUGCUGCCACGGCUUCUCUUGAUACGGGCGGCGGCCUAUUCCGGACGAGACAAGCCGACAAAUGCUGGCCAUGUUUUGGAUUUUUCAGCACUGGCCUCGUUUCGAGAAAACGCUGGCUCCUCAGAGAGAACGAUGUCCUUGAGAAAGAAAUCGAGCAAGCGCCCCUCAACUAUCGCGCAUGGGUUCUCCAGGAACGAUUACUAGCUCCUCGGGUUCUGCACUUCGGCAAGUCUCAGCUCUUCUGGCAGUGCGACACGCUAGAUGCCUGUGAGUCGUUUCCCAAAGGCCUUCCCGUUGCGUGGGGAAGUAGCAAUCCGAUUGGCAAGAGUCUUGAUCCAGCCAGAUUUGCAGAAAGAGAGAGGGAUGCCGCACUGAAUGGGGUGGUCAAUAGGAGGCUUGAAGAAAGAGACAUUUAUCAUGUUUGGAACGCAAUUGUCCAGCAGUAUACGAAAUGCGGAAUAACUGAGCCAAAAGAUAAACUGGUCGCCAUCGCCGGGAUUGCGAAGCGGAUCGCAUCGACUACUGGCGAUGAAUACCUCGCCGGUUUAUGGCGGUCGAGAAUUACAGAAUCCCUACUGUGGCGGGCGGAUGGCUCUGUGUCAUGCCGCCUGCAACAGUAUCGAGCCCCGUCUUGGUCUUGGGCAUCUAUCGAAGGGAACAUAUCGCACGUGUUGGACGAGUUCAUUGAAAGCGCUGAAAAGGUAGAUCUCUUGAAAGAAAGGGUGAAGGAAGCUCGCGUCAAUCCAAAAGUCGAUGGAGAUGUCUUUGGCCAAGUGGAUUCGGGCUAUAUUGCCUUCUCAGACGUAACGCUGCUGGAACCUGUGGAACUUCGAGCAACCGCAAAGUCUGUGGCCAUCCAUGGUAUGUCUGAGGAUUAUCUACGGUGCGACUUGCACACGGACUUGCCAUGCGAACCCGUGGUGAAGAAUCUGAGCCUCUUACCAGCCUUUAUAGCUUGGGGCGGGUCUUUAAUUUGUCUCAUCCUCAAACCCAGCACACAGGCAGGUGCCAAUGUGUACGGACGGUUUGGAGUCGUCGUCUUUGGAGGAAUGGGCAAUGCGGCGUAUGUCGAAGAACAUGGUUACCUGCGCCGUCACCUGAACCCUGAUGCCCCGCCUAGGGCGGUUAUUACAAGUAUUACUCUAGUUUAG
Molecule: messenger RNA, 2025 nt
Organism: Fonsecaea nubica
Lineage: Eukaryota; Fungi; Ascomycota; Eurotiomycetes; Chaetothyriales; Herpotrichiellaceae
Exons: 2
Coding region: 1-2025 (674 amino acids)
Source: RefSeq, a predicted model, not a curated record